Messenger RNA from Punica granatum (pomegranate), 1456 nucleotides. NCBI's taxonomy places the organism in Eukaryota, Viridiplantae, Streptophyta, Magnoliopsida, Myrtales, Lythraceae. The record is from RefSeq and is a predicted model, not a curated record.
AUCUUGAUCUCUCGAUUUGUGUCCGCUGCCUGAUCCGUUUUUUGCAAAAUCCACCCAAAAUAUCGACGAAAUUAUCCGAUUGCCCAACGUUUGACCCCCCACCAACCCCAUUCAGUGAAUCGCGUGCGCGUGUGCAUAUAUAUAUAUACAUAUAUAUUUUGUGUAUAAUAUAAUAAUAUGGUUUCCAGCAACAACGUUGGCCCUGCAAAUGUCUUGUCUGAUCUUCUCGGACUGACUGCCUUCCUUCCUUCCUCGGUACCGCUGAUUUCCCGUUAGAAAGGUAAAGGUUUGGAGUCUGGACCGCCCAGUCAGUAAAGGGGUAGAGAAUGACGGCCAUGGCUCCUCACGGCGACAGAUCGGACGCUGCGGAGGAAGCCACUGCUGCCCAGCUCGAGAAACGGCCAAUUUCCACUGUCGUCAUCAUCAUCGCUAUGCAGACGGAAGCUCUUCCGCUCGUGGACAGGUUUCAGCUCAUUGAGGACCGUGACUCCCUGUUUCCGAAGGGCGUCCCUUGGGUUCGGUAUCAUGGUAUUUACAAAGACUUGAAUAUCAACUUGAUCUGGCCUGGAAAGGAUCCAACUUUGGGGGUUGAUAGCGUGGGCACCAUAUCCGCAUCUCUUGUUGCCUAUGCCUCUAUUAGUGCAUUGCAGCCUGACCUAAUCAUAAAUGCUGGCACGGCUGGUGGCUUCAAGGCCAAAGGGGCUAGCAUCAGUGAUGUUUUCCUUGCAUCUGAGGUUGCUUUCCACGACAGAAGAAUACCUAUCCCGGUCUUCGAUCUGUAUGGAGUUGGGUUACGACAGGCCUUCCCAACACCAAAUCUCUUGAAGGAGCUCAACCUAAAGGCUGGGAAACUGUCCACUGGUGACUCUCUCGAUAUGUCACCACAAGAUGAAGCGUCAAUUGUUGCAAAUGAUGCCACAGUAAAGGAUAUGGAGGGCGCAGCUGUUGCUUAUGUAGCAGACAUGUUGAAGGUUCCUGCGAUAUUCGUGAAAGCAGUAACAGACAUAGUGGAUGGGGAAAAACCAACGGCUGAGGAAUUCUUGCAGAAUCUGGCUGCAGUAACUGCUGCCCUCGGCGAGUCAGUCACCCAAGUCAUCGACUUCAUAAGCGGGAAGUGCCUAUCCGAGCUCUAGAAAAGCCAAUGGCGCAUACACUGUUGGGUUGGAUUCUGAGGAAGCGAAUGGGAACUUCGAGCUUGAUCGCAUCUCCACUUCCAUAGGACCGCAAGCUGCGACUUGAUUUGAGGAGCUCGUGAUUAAUUAUUUUGAGUACUAAAGUUUGCUCAUCAACGGCUUAUAAUGUAUGAUUUCAUCGACAGCUUUUAGAUUGGAAUCGAUCACCUAAUGCACGUAUUCCACAUAAUUUGAACAAUGAUUGGAUGAAUCAUCUCCUCGAAAUCGCGUACUGUACUUCUGUUGAUAUCUUAUCAUUAUCAGCUACGUGCAAGUUUUCAUCC